AAAAUUAUAGUAUCAUAACUCUCUUAUCAGAUAUGAAGUGUAACUGCAAUUUUCAUUUUUUCAACGACAACAGUAUGGCGUUCGUUCACCUUUUCUUAAUCAUCGGUCUGGCAACUUCAGCCUCGUGUAUUGAAGAAACAAACAAUGUUAUCGAGAGACUAGCUCUUCGGCUUGAAGCUACGGAAAGAGAAUACAAGAGGGAAAUUUCAGCAAUGAAGGAGAAGAUGGCAGUUAUGGAAGACAACUUUCUUAAAAAAGAAAAAGAGAUGAUUCAGAAAAUAAACGAAUUGGGAGAAAAGUUCGAAAGAAAUGACGAUGUCAUCGACUCUGAGCAAAAUUCCGAAAGCGAAGCAUUGAAACAGAGAAGGUCGUUUAAAGAAGUCCGUGACGCAGUUGAAACAGAGGUCGCUUUCUAUGCAACACACUCAAAGCAUGACGUUACACAUCUGGGCGAUAAUCAAAUUAUCGCUUUCAACCAGACCGUGACGAAUAUUGGCAAUGCGUACAAUGUGCAUCAUGGCGCGUUCACGGCUCCCGUUGAUGGAACAUACGUUUUCCACGUUACUUUAAUGGGCACACUGCAUGACGCUGCCAAUAAAUUUUACUCUGCCUUUAUUGACGUCGAUGACAUAGCUUAUUCGAGGUUUUGGAUUGUCCCGUAUGACCAAUCAUCGCAUAUGUUUGUAAUAGAACUUAAAUCCGGCAAUGUUGUGUCCGUAAAAAAUGCCCGAGUUGACGAUGGCAUUGUUGGACAACACUAUUCGUCGUUCUCCGGGUUCUUACUGUAUCAGCAUAGUUACGCGCCGGCCAUCUUUGGAAAAUAAGAGAAAGUUAUAUCUCGAUAAUGUAUUUCAAAUAAGCAAAUACAAUUUGAUUAAAACUAACGUGAUCUGAUUUUCUUUUAAUAAGACACAGGUAUAUUUUUCACUUAAUAGCAAACCAACAGACACAUGCCCCUACAAAAUAAAGCUGGAAAAAUUAACUCAAACGAAUGCAUGUAGUUAUUACAUUGCUAUUUUGUUACGACUGAAUCAUACACGAAUCUACAUAGUAAGGCCAAUUGGUACCAACACGCUUGCAAAUUUUCGAUAGAGCACAAUAGUCAGAAUACUAAAACCGGGUGUGAUCUUUCUGUUUAGCAUGCGCUAAAAAAUCUGUUUAUUAUCGAAAUUCACCUUAGUGUCCUAAUUAAGGAGGUUCAAUAAUAUCUCUUAAGUCACGCGGUAAAACUUCUUUGUUUCCAUGCUGAUUGGGGUAAUCAGCAAGUUUCACAUUGAAGUGCACUACAAGUGCACUUGUUGUGCACACCAAGUGCACUUUAUGUAACCUUUAGAGUGAACUCAGCUGUAUAUUGUAUGCAUCUACAUUUUUAAAAAUAUGUUGUUUUCUUUUUCGUCCGGAAAGGAGCGCAAGUUGUAGAAGAUUGGUGGUUGAUAUUUUACAAUCUUUCCAAUUAAAUACAUGCUCGUGUCAAGAACUAGAGUUAUAAUUUGAUAUAGUAUGACAUGAAAUAGAUAAAUUCUCAACUAAAAUGUCAGUUUUUGACCUUAACAUGUUACUUUUAGCAAAGAGUGCCUUAUCAAACAUAAAACAUUGGACAAAAGCACCGCAGUUUAUUUAUCUUGACAUAAAUAAGUCUUAAACACCGAUGUAUAAUAUAUGAUGUAAUGACUUUUGUUAAAUCUU
This is a messenger RNA of Ruditapes philippinarum (Manila clam), 1686 nucleotides long. RefSeq names its product heavy metal-binding protein HIP-like. The transcript has 2 exons. The record is from RefSeq and is a predicted model, not a curated record. Bases 33 to 824 code for a protein of 263 amino acids. Lineage: Eukaryota; Metazoa; Mollusca; Bivalvia; Venerida; Veneridae. Gene Ontology annotation, molecular function: protein binding.